AUGAAUGCACCUGGAAAUAAUCAAAUGAUUGCCCCAAAAAUUCAAAAGCAAUUGGUGAAUGCUUGUGCAGUUGAGACCACAAAUGCUAUUCUAGCUGAUCUUGGAGAUAGAUGGUUCACUUUACUACUUGAUGAGGCUCGUGACUGUUCAGUGAAAGAGCAAAUGGCAGUUGUUAUUAGAUAUGUGAACAAGCAUGGGGAGGUGAUUGAACGAUUUAUGGCUGUAGUUCAUGUUGCGACAACUACAGCUGCUUGUUUGAAGGAGGCAAUCGACUCUUUAUUUGCUAAGUAUGGUUUAUCAGUGGCGAGAUUGAGGGGUCAAGGAUAUGAUGGUGCUUCAAAUAUGUCUGGAGAAUUUAAUGGCUUAAAGUCACUGAUAAUGAAAGAAAAUCCGUAUGCAUUAUAUGUUCAUUGUUUUGCUCAUCAACUCCAGCUAGUGGUUGUAGCCGUUGCUCAAGCAAAUCAAUAUGUUUGUGAUUUCAUGUGGAUUGUUGGUUCGAUUGUGAACACAUCUGCAUCAUCUUGCAAAAGGGCCGACAAACUUCGACAACUUGAACAUGAUAGAAAAGUUAAACUUCUUGAAAGAUGA
Molecule: messenger RNA, 588 nt
Organism: Zingiber officinale
Lineage: Eukaryota; Viridiplantae; Streptophyta; Magnoliopsida; Zingiberales; Zingiberaceae
Product: zinc finger MYM-type protein 1-like
Exons: 1
Coding region: 1-588 (195 amino acids)
Source: RefSeq, a predicted model, not a curated record